CAAAACAGUGUCCCCCACUUCCACUUCACAUUUGCACUAAACUCACACCCCCAAAGCUAAAAUUCACACUUUUCCUCUGAGCCCUUGCGCUAAUGGCGCUCUCCCUCCCCAUCCUCGUUCUCCUCUCCUCCCUCUACCUCAUCGCCUUCGUCCUCGCCAUCGGCGCCGAGCGCCGCCGCAACUCUGGGGAGGUGGUGCCGGACGAGUACGAUGAGAGGACGUUCUGCGUCUACGGGUCUAGCGCAUCGACGGUGUACGGCUUGUCGGCGUUCGCGGCGCUGCUGGUGAGCCAGGUCGUGGUGUGCGGCGUCACCCGCUGCCUUUGCCCUCGCCGUGGCAUCACCUCCGGCGGCGGCGGCGGAGCUGGUGGUGGGGCACGCGCGUGCGCCGUUUGCUCCUUUGUUUUCUCUUGGUUGAGUUUUCUUGGAGCAGAGGCCUGUCUCUUAGCAGGAUCAGCAAGGAAUGCAUAUCAUACGAAAUACGUAGGUUACUAUCUGAAAAAGGACUUGACCUCAUGCGCUGCCCUCCGAAAAGGCGUCUUUGCCGCUGCAGCUGCAUUGAUAAUGAUCUCAAUGGCGACAUCGCUGUUAACAUAUUGGAGCCACUCAAGAGCUGACACGGGCGGAUGGAUGAAGCACGAGAAUGAUGUUGGCGUAAACAUGGCUGAUCAUGGUGCGCAUAAUGUCGAAUUUUCAAGCACCAAAGCUUGAACAUGUCUUAUGUAUAAUGUUGGUAUGUUGUUUCCAUGCAUGAGCCUGAAAUGAGAGUUGUUUCUCUCAUUCAAAAGUUAAGCCAUUGUGGGUUAUAUGUGUAAAAGAUCUCUUUGGUAUUUCUUACAAAAGAGCACCACUUAUAACUUAUUCUAGUUAUAUGAAUACAUGGUUGGGUUUUUCGCAUA
This is a messenger RNA of Dioscorea cayenensis subsp. rotundata (Guinea yam), 898 nucleotides long. RefSeq lists its product as uncharacterized. The record is from RefSeq and is a predicted model, not a curated record. Lineage: Eukaryota; Viridiplantae; Streptophyta; Magnoliopsida; Dioscoreales; Dioscoreaceae. The transcript has 3 exons. Bases 93 to 710 code for a protein of 205 amino acids.